GCCCUGUCCUGUCCUGGCUUUAUUUUUUUUUCUUCUUCGCCCCCAUCUUUCCGGCCGACCCCAUCCCUCUUCUUUUCUCUUCUUCUCAUCUCAUCUCAUUCCUCUCCUUCUCUCUCUCUCUUCCUCCCUUUCUCCCUCAUCCCCUCUCCCCCCAUCCCUCAUCCCCCAUCCGCCGUCUGCCAUGGCCACUCCCAGCGUCAGGACCUUCACUCGGGCUGAAAUUAUCAAUGCCAAUGCUCUGAGCGAGAGCAAGGACGAUGCCGAGGCACCCUUCCUCAUGAUCAUCGACAACAAAGUCUAUGAUGUCCGUGAAUUCGUGCCCGACCAUCCCGGCGGAAGCGUCAUCCUCACCCACGUCGGCAAGGACGGCACUGAUGUAUUCGAGACCUUCCAUCCCGAGGCUGCGUGGGAGACCCUCGCCAACUUUUACGUCGGAGACAUUGCCGAUUCGGAUCGCGCAAUCAAGAACGACGAUUUCGCUGCUGAAGUCCGCAAGCUGCGUACGUUGUUCCAGGAAAUGGGCUACUACGACUCCUCAAAGGCGUACUAUGCCUUCAAGGUCUCGUUUAACCUCUCCCUCUGGGCUCUGUCGACGUUCAUUGUGGCCAAAUGGGGCCAGACCUCGACCCUUGCCAAUGUGAUCUCGGCCUCGAUCCUCGGCGUCUUCUGGCAGCAGUGCGGAUGGUUGGCCCAUGACUUCCUGCACCACCAGGUUUUCCAGGAUCGCUUCUGGGGAGAUUUGUUUGGCGCCUUCUUGGGAGGCGUCUGCCAGGGAUUCUCUUCAUCGUGGUGGAAGGACAAGCACAACACUCACCACGCCGCGCCUAACGUUCACGGCGAGGACCCCGAUAUCGAUACGCACCCUCUUUUGACCUGGAGUGAACACGCCUUGGAGAUGUUCACGGAUGUGCCAGAUGAGGAACUCGCCCGCAUGUGGAGCCGCUUCAUGGUUCUGAACCAGAGCUGGUUUUACUUCCCCAUUCUUUCCUUCGCCCGUCUCUCCUGGUGCCUCCAGUCGAUCAUGUUUGUUCUGCCCAACGGCCAAGCCCACAAGCCCUCCGGCGCCCGUGUCCCGAUCUCAUUGGUCGAACAGUUGUCUUUGGCGAUGCACUGGACCUGGUACCUUGCGACGAUGUUCUUAUUCAUUAAGGAUCCCGUCAAGAUUGUGAUCUAUUUCUUGGUCUCACAGGCAGUGUGUGGUAACUUGCUGGCCUUGGUCUUCUCGCUCAAUCACAACGGUAUGCCUGUGAUCUCGAAAGAGGAGGCUGUGAGCAUGGAUUUCUUCACGAAACAGAUUAUUACUGGCCGUGAUGUCCAUCCCGGUUUGUUCGCGAACUGGUUCACGGGCGGACUGAACUACCAGAUCGAACAUCACUUGUUCCCAUCGAUGCCUCGCCACAGCUUCUCAAAGAUCCAGCCCGCGGUCGAGUCCCUGUGCAAGAAGUACGGUGUUAGAUACCACACCACGGGCAUGAUCGAUGGAACUAUGGAGGUCUUUUCUCGUUUGAACGAUGUCUCCAAGGCCGCUUCCAAGAUGGGCAAAUCGAAAUAAGCGAACAACAAAUAUCUGCAUUGACUGCCAUUUUCUCCUUUGAGCAGUAUUUAUGUUUCUUGUAGCCGUUCUUUUCUAUUUCCACAAGGAUGCAUCGUUUUAAUAUAUUCUUGGCGAUUACGACCAAGUACAUCAUCUCAUACCAUCCACACUCUCAACACCAUUCGAUACCAAAAAGACUUCAUUAAAAAGAAUUAUGCAAU
This is a messenger RNA of Gamsiella multidivaricata, 1755 nucleotides long. Its product is annotated as delta6 fatty acid desaturase. The transcript is spliced from 3 exons. The record is from RefSeq and is a predicted model, not a curated record. NCBI's taxonomy places the organism in Eukaryota, Fungi, Mortierellomycota, Mortierellomycetes, Mortierellales, Mortierellaceae. Gene Ontology annotation, molecular function: heme binding; oxidoreductase activity, acting on paired donors, with oxidation of a pair of donors resulting in the reduction of molecular oxygen to two molecules of water. The coding region runs from base 182 to 1552 and encodes 456 amino acids. Gene Ontology annotation, cellular component: membrane. Gene Ontology annotation, biological process: lipid metabolic process.